Syngnathus typhle (broad-nosed pipefish) is the source of this 3542-nucleotide messenger RNA. RefSeq names its product endosome-lysosome associated apoptosis and autophagy regulator 1 (gene elapor1). Gene Ontology annotation, cellular component: late endosome; extracellular exosome; lysosome. NCBI's taxonomy places the organism in Eukaryota, Metazoa, Chordata, Actinopteri, Syngnathiformes, Syngnathidae. The transcript has 22 exons. The record is from RefSeq and is a predicted model, not a curated record. Bases 110 to 3076 code for a protein of 988 amino acids. Gene Ontology annotation, biological process: autophagosome assembly; positive regulation of vacuole organization.
GAAGGGGGCCGGCCGCACCUGACGACUAUGGCGUGUGUGAGGCGUGUCCGUUGUCGCUGUCUUCCUCCACCUGUGACUCCCAUCACUCGGAUCUGGACAGCAGGCUGCCAUGUAUCUACCACCCCUUCUUCUCUGCCUGCUUUUUGCACGCGCUUUUGCGGAUUUGCCCAUGUGCAAAGAGUCAGAUUACCACUUUGAAUACACCGAAUGCGACGUGCUGGGCUCUCGCUGGAGGGUGGCCAUUCCCAACAAGGCCCUAACCUGCACCGGCCUCCCAGAUCCAGUCAAAGGCACUCAGUGCACUUUCUCCUGCAAUGAGGGGGAGUUUCUGGACAUGCGGACUCAGAUGUGCCAGAAGUGUGCAGCCGGAACGCAUUCUCUGGGCUCUGGCGUGGCCUUCGACGAGUGGGACCGCCUGCCCGCAGGCUUCGUCACGCUCGGGAUCAACACCAACGGCUGGGACGUGGAAACAGACUGCUCCAAUUCUACUUGGACACCAAUGGGCGAUUAUGUGGCCUCAAACACAGACGAGUGCACGGCCACGCUGUCGUAUUCAGUGAACCUGAAGAAACCGGGACGCGUUUCCUUUGACUAUUCCUAUUCCGACAGCAGCAUCUACUUUGAGUUCUUUGUCCAAAACGACCAGUGUCAGUCCACUGAAUCUACCAGGCGCUGGAUGGGGAUCUCUGACAGUGACUGGAGUCAUCAUGAGGUCGAGCUGAACAAAGGCAGUAAUGUUUUGUUCUGGAGAACCACUGCCUACACCUUUCACACAGACCUUUCUGACAAAGCCGUGUUGCUGCGGAAUAUACACAUCUCGGGUGUGGCCUACACGUCCGAGUGUUUCCACUGCAAGCCGGGCACCCACAGCGCCAAGCCGGGAGCCGCCCGUUGUGACCCCUGCCCCCCUGAUACCUACUCCAACAAGGGGGCUACCGUUUGCCAGCAGUGUGACCCUGAUAAAUACGCAGAGGUUUCAUCAGGAAGCUGCAAAAUGAGACCGGCAUGCACAAAUGCAGACUACUUCCAUACGCAUACACCCUGUGACGCACACGGAAAGACGCAGCUGAUGUACAAAUGGAUCGAGCCUAGAAUCUGCAGCGAAAGCGCCAAGGGGUCCGUGAAGCUUCCCGCGUCGGGAGAGAAGCAAAUGUGUCCGCCGUGUAACCCGGGUUUUUUCAUGAGCAACACCUCAGCCACCUGCCAAGCUUGUGCUGAAAACCUCUACUCAAAUGGAACAGCUUGUACAGAGUGCCCUGCUGGCACAGAAGCUGUGGUUGGUUUUGAGUACAAAUGGUGGAACACAAUGCCAAUCAACAUGAAAAGUAAUGUCCUACGGACAGAUUUGGAUGACUCCGUGCACCGCACUGCGUGGGAGGUGGCCGGAGAGUACGUGUACACCACUCCCGGUGAUCGAGACACAGACUACCUCAUGCUCACGCUCACCGUCCCGGGAUACAGGCUGCCAAAGUCUCAGGCAAAAGACGGCAAGCGGAGUGAGCUGUCUCGCAUCAGCUUUGUCUUUGAAACCUCAUGUUCGGCAGAUUGCACCUUGAUUUUUCUGGCGGGUCUCAAUCCGUGGAGCAACAAUGAAGUGGAGCAGUGGAAGGGCAGCAACGGGAAGCAGUCAUACUCGUACCUGAUUCAAAGCAAUGCCACUGUCAGCUUCACCUGGGCUUUCCAACGUACAGACAACUCCACAAUGGAGAAGCGGUACAGCACUGACGUAGCAAAGAUUUUCUCCAUUCACAUCACCAAUGUUCUGGGGGGCGUGGCCUCAAAAUGUCACCAGUGCGCCCUCACGUCUAGCCCCGACAACGACGACUCAGCCUGCGUGCCCUGCCCGCCGGGCCAUCGCUUGGUCAGCGAGAAGGUCGCCAAGGGAGCCAAGGGAACGUGCCAGCGCUGCCCGCCAAACUCCAUAGUCGCGACUGAGUGGCCUACCGGAGAAGCGGCUUGUGUUGCGUGCGGCUCAAAUACAAAGAACAACCAGGCCUACACGGCGUGCCUCAGUGAUUGCACGGCCACAGUGCAGACAACAGGUGGCGCGUUGCUGCACUAUGACUUCUCUCCUCUGUCCAAUGUCACCUCCUUCCAAAGUGGCCCGCGUUUCACCAGUAAAGGCCUGCGCUACUUCCAUCAUUUCAGCGUGGCUCUGUGCGGCGAAGAGGGCCGAGCGUCGGCGACCUGCGUGGACAACGUGACGGAGCACGGCCGAGUGGUCCAGGGUCACGUGUGCCAGUCUCUCGUGGUUCCCUCGGACAUCAGGAGUCAGAACAUGGUGGCGUCACAGCCCUUUGUUGUCGGCGACACUCUCGUUGGUGUAACUACUGACACGGUCCUGGCUAACAUCUCCUCUCCACCGGGGCUCUUCCCCUCUACGUCAAACCUACCGGAUCUUAUAUUUUAUUUCAGGUCCGCUGAGACAACGCAGGCUUGUAAAAGAGGCCGCACGGCCACUAUCAGGCUGAGAUGCGACCCGAGCAUGAGCGCAAAAGACCUGAUUACACCACCCAGUAACUGCUCAGAGGGGACGUGUGAUGGCUGCACUUUCCACUUCCUUUGGCAGAGUCAGCAUGCGUGUCCACGAUGCACCAAACAUAAUUACAGGGAGAUUGUCAGUGCUUGUGAACAAGGAAUACAGAGGACGACUUACGUCUGGCAGCAGCCGUUGCAGUGUCAUGGAGGAGAGGCACUUCCAGCCCAGACAGUCAGCGCUUGUGUGAGUCUGGAUUUCUGGCUGAAGUUUGGCGUUUCCACGGGAACCGCCGCUGCUGCUCUACUCGUCACCCUCAUCUGUUACUUCUGGAAGAAGACGCGCAAAUUGGAGUACAAGUACUCCAAACUGAUAAUGAGCUCCGGGGGCAAAGAAUGCGAGCUGCCCACAGCCGACAGCUGCGCAAUCAUGGAAGGAGAGGACGCUGAGGACGACCUCAUCCAUCUCACACACAAGUCCUUCUUCUGCAAAAUGAAAGCAUACUCGCGUGAGAGGACGUCCGACGGAUUUGAUUCAGUCCCUCUGAAGUCGUCAUCUUGUCACCUGCAAAAAGAGGAUUGUGAUUCUGAUGAUGCUUGAUGCAAAGGUUUGACUGAAGCAGAUUUGCUGAAUGCUUUUAUUUAUGUCCAUGAAGGGAGGCUAUAAUCCUUCCAAAAAACGUGUGGCCAUAAAAUGUGGGCACCAGGAAUAUAGCCAUGUUUGUCUUGAGGCUGGAGCACAGGACAGUUACUUGUCUGUGUAAAAUUAAAGAACACUAAUAUGAAAACAUCAUGAAAGAAAUUAGAAAUGCAAUUGAUUCUUGAAUAAAAUACUAUGAUAAUCCAAUUUCCAUUACACUUGUAUUGGGGGUUGUGUUCUUUGUCUUUUUGUCAUUUGAAAUUUGCUUACCUGUUUUCUAUUAGGUGACCUACGUUUGUAAUGUUAUUAUUUGAAUAUGUCUAGUGAUUUGGCUAUAGCCUAGAAAGCAAAUGUUGCUGCGUUGAUAUUUUCCAUUUGAAACCAUGUUGUGCCUUCUAUUUUUCACAAUAAAUGUAUCUAAAGAUUG